Messenger RNA from Suillus subalutaceus, 1182 nucleotides. RefSeq lists its product as uncharacterized. NCBI's taxonomy places the organism in Eukaryota, Fungi, Basidiomycota, Agaricomycetes, Boletales, Suillaceae. The record is from RefSeq and is a predicted model, not a curated record. The coding region runs from base 1 to 1182 and encodes 393 amino acids. Gene Ontology annotation, biological process: magnesium ion homeostasis. The transcript is spliced from 13 exons. Gene Ontology annotation, cellular component: intracellular membrane-bounded organelle.
AUGAUCAUCCCCAAUAUUCCUACCAAGGAUUCGCCUGAUUCGUUUGAAUUUUGGUGGAAGAUGACCACCAGCGCAUUCCUGGUUCUUGCGGGGGGCGUCUUCGCUGGAUUAUCAAUUGGUCUCAUGGGGCUCAACGAACUUCAUCUCCGUGUGUUAGCCACCUCGUCAGAAGAAGAGACCGAACGGACAAAUGCACAGACUGUGUUGAACCUCAUGCAAAGAGGUCGCCAUUGGGUGCUGGUGGUGCUUCUUCUCAGCAAUGUGAUCAUCAACGAGAGCUUGCCAAUCUUUCUUGACAGCGCGAUUGGAGGAGGUUUAAUUGCUGUAGUAAUUUCAGCAACUGCCAUUGAGAGUAAGUACAAUGUGUCGUGCACUGUGGAGUUGUUUUUGUACCUACUUACCAAAAGGAUCAUACCUCAAGCAGUCUGCGCGAGACACGGUCUCGCCGUCGGUGCACGAUGUGCACCAUUUGUUCUCCUUCUGAUGUACCUCUUUGCACCCGUCGCAUAUCCAAUUGCAAAAAUUCUCGAUCGUGCCUUGGGAGUUCACGAUGCGCACACCUACAAGAAAGCUGAACUUAAAUCUUUUCUCCAAUUCCACCGCACUGGCCAAGAGCCUUUGCGCGAUGACGAGAUUGGCAUUCUCAAUGGCGUCCUGGAGCUCAGCAGUAAGAACGUGGAGAUGAUCAUGACUCCCAUUCGUGAUGUUGUCAUGUUGAGCUCGGAUACAAUUCUGGACCACUCCACUAUCGACGCUAUCCUUGCCAGCGGCUACUCUCGGUUUCCCGUGCACAAGCCAGGAAAUCCGCUCGCAUUUGAGGGCCUCCUUUUGAUCAAGAAGUUACUGAUGUACGACCCCGCACGAGAACUCCCAGUCUCGCACUUUCCCUUGUCCAUCUUGCCUCAAGCCCUGCCAUCAAUCAACUGUUUCCAAGCGCUCGACUAUUUCCGAACAGGGCGUGCGCAUUUAUUAUUGAUCAGUCGGACACCUGGUUCACCUGGCGGCGGAAUUGGUGUGAUUACUCUAGAAGGUAAAACAAAUCAUGAAAUGAUUUCGGAGGAGAUCGUCGAUGAAACUGAUCAGUACGAGGACAAUCAGAGUAAGCGGCAUGCUAAGCGUAUGAUCAAUGCUACUGUUAUGAGAGAGUACGUCUUGUAUUUCGCCAUUUGGGCUCGAUCAUAA